AUGUCUACUUACGUGCUCUCAAAGUCCCAUCAGGAGCUGAUGGAGAAGUCGCUCGUCGACUUGGAUCCUGAUGUUGCUGAGAUUAUGAGGAAGGAGAUCAAGCGCCAGCGAGAGUCCAUCCUCCUCAUCGCCUCCGAGAACGUCACCUCCCGCGCCGUCUACGAUGCCCUUGGUUCGCCCAUGUCGAACAAGUACUCCGAGGGCUACCCCGGCGCUCGGUACUAUGGUGGCAACGAGCACAUCGAUGAGAUCGAACUGCUGUGCCAGGCUCGCGCUCUCAAGGCCUUUGGCGUCGAGUCAGACAAGUGGGGAGUCAACGUUCAGUCUCUGUCCGGCAGCCCUGCCAACUUGCAGGUCUACCAGGCCAUCAUGAGGCCGCAUGAUCGGUUGAUGGGCUUGGAUCUGCCGCAUGGUGGGCAUUUGAGCCACGGCUACCAAACCCCUCAGCGGAAGAUCUCCGCUGUCUCCACCUACUUCGAAACUUUCCCCUACCGCGUCAACCCUGAGACGGGCAUCAUCGACUAUGAUCGCCUGGAGGAGAACGCGCUUAUGUACCGCCCUAAGGUCCUCGUCGCGGGUACUUCCGCGUACUGCCGCACCAUCGACUGGAAGCGCAUGAGGGAAAUCGCCGACAAGGUCGGCUGCUACCUGGUGGUUGACAUGGCCCACAUCUCCGGCCUGAUCGCCGCCGGCGUCCACGACUCCCCCUUCCCGUACGCUGACAUCGUCACCACCACGACCCACAAGUCGCUCCGUGGCCCCCGCGGCGCCAUGAUCUUCUUCCGCAAGGGUGUCCGCAGCACCGACAAGUCCGGCAAGCAGAUCAUGUACGACCUGGAGGGCCCGAUCAACUUCUCCGUCUUCCCCGGCCACCAGGGCGGUCCGCAUAACCACACCAUCACGGCGCUCGCCGUCGCCCUGAAGCAGGCGGCCACCCCAGAGUUCCGCCAAUACCAGGAGCAGGUCGUCAAGAACGCCAAGGCCCUCGAACACGAGUUCAAGAGACUCGGCUACGUCCUCGUCACCGACGGUACGGACAACCACAUGGUUCUCCUGGACCUCAAGCCCGUCCAUCUCGACGGCGCGGGCGCGCGCGUCGAGGCCGUCCUCGACCAGGUCAACAUCGCCUGCAACAAGAACACCACCCCCGGCGACAAGUCCGCCAUCACACCCAUGGGGCUCCGCAUCGGCGCGCCCGCCAUGUCCAGCCGCGGCAUGGGAGAGGCGGACUUCGUUCGCAUCGCCGGGUAUAUCGAUACCUGCAUCAAGCUGGCGCAGAAGGUGCAGGCCGAGCUACCAAAGGGGCAGAACAAGCUGAAGGAUUUCAAGGAGAAGGUGGCGAGCGGUGAGGUACCGGAGCUGGCGCAGCUGAAGACAGAGAUCGCAGGGUGGGCCGGAUCGUUCCCGCUGCCAGUGUAA
Messenger RNA from Eremomyces bilateralis CBS 781.70, 1419 nucleotides. RefSeq names its product serine hydroxymethyltransferas-like protein. The coding region runs from base 1 to 1419 and encodes 472 amino acids. Gene Ontology annotation, cellular component: cytoplasm. The transcript has 4 exons. Lineage: Eukaryota; Fungi; Ascomycota; Dothideomycetes; Eremomycetales; Eremomycetaceae. Gene Ontology annotation, biological process: L-serine catabolic process; tetrahydrofolate interconversion; folic acid metabolic process. Gene Ontology annotation, molecular function: pyridoxal phosphate binding; cobalt ion binding; zinc ion binding. The record is from RefSeq and is a predicted model, not a curated record.